AGUCCCCACUCCCCACUCCCCACUCCCCUCUUCCCUCUCCCCUAGGUUUUGACUGUUUUUCGACUUCUUGCAAAUCUUGCUCAAUCGACCUCUACUUCCCUCUCAAAUCUCAAAUCUCAAAUCUCAAACUCUCAACUCUCAACUCUCGACUCUCAAAUCUCCCACGCUCCCCAUUCCCUGUCCUCUUCUGUCACUCAUAUUCUUAUCCUUUUCACACUCUUGGCCUGGUAUUCAUUCUGGUUUCCGUCUCGGGCCCCGUUGGAAUUACGAAUAACAAACCCUCACAAAAAGUUACAAGAUAGGGCAGAUUUGGCGUCAGCGAAGGGCAAAGGCCGCUUACAUACUCUACAUAAAUCUCAUAGAACUCACCUCAGCUCACCUCAUCUCCGCUGUGUGUGUGUGGGUGGACGGUGGACGGUGGACUGUGGAGUGUGGAGGAGUGAGUCCAUGUUCUUCCACCCGAUGGAAAGUGGAAGAUUUCGUUGAUUGAUUUUGAUUGCUUAUCCGGCCAGUCGGUGCGUAAGAAGGAACACCGAUCGAAAGAAAAGUAAAAGGAUAUGGGGACAAGUAGUGAUCCGAACCAGGACGGAUCGGAGGAACAGCAGAAACGGUCGGAGAUAUACACGUACGAGGCGCCGUGGCACAUCUACGCCAUGAACUGGAGCGUGCGGAGGGACAAGAAGUACCGCCUGGCCAUCGCGAGCCUUCUGGAACAGUACCCAAACCGGGUGGAGAUCGUGCAACUGGACGACUCCAACGGCGAGAUCAGGUCGGAUCCGAACCUGUCGUUCGAGCACCCCUACCCUCCCACCAAGGCCAUCUUCAUCCCGGACAAGGAGUGCCAGAAGCCCGACUUGCUGGCCACCUCGGGGGACUUCCUCCGCAUCUGGCGCAUCUCGGAGGGAAACGACCGUGUGGAGCCCAAGAGCUUGCUCAACGGCAACAAGAACAGCGAGUUCUGCGGUCCCCUCACCUCCUUCGACUGGAACGAGGCCGAGCCCAAGCGCAUCGGCACCUCCAGCAUCGACACCACCUGCACCAUCUGGGACAUCGAGCGCGAGGCCGUCGACACUCAGCUCAUCGCUCACGACAAGGAGGUCUACGACAUCGCCUGGGGCGGCGUCGGCGUCUUCGCCUCUGUCUCCGCCGACGGCUCCGUUAGGGUUUUCGAUCUACGCGACAAGGAGCACUCCACCAUCAUCUACGAGAGCUCCGAGCCGGACACCCCUCUUGUCCGCCUGGGCUGGAACAAGCAGGACCCCAGGUACAUGGCCACCAUCAUCAUGGACAGCGCCAAGGUCGUCGUCCUGGACAUCCGCUUCCCCACCCUCCCCGUCGUCGAGCUGCAGAGGCACCAAGCCAGCGUCAACGCCAUCGCCUGGGCCCCGCACAGCUCUUGCCACAUCUGCACCGCCGGCGACGACUCCCAGGCCUUGAUUUGGGAUCUCUCCUCCAUGGGCCAGCCCGUCGAGGGUGGCCUCGAUCCCAUCCUCGCUUACACUGCUGGGGCCGAGAUAGAGCAGCUGCAGUGGUCCUCGUCCCAGCCCGAUUGGGUUGCCAUUGCCUUCUCCACCAAGCUGCAGAUUCUCAGGGUUUGAAGAAAUAUUUGAAUUCUUCGCUGAUUUGCUGCGAUUCGCUGGAUGUGGAUAUUUCUUCUUGAUUCUUACGGAUGAAUACUGACUUUUCUCGGCAAAGAUAGAUGGAUUGAUCUAGAUUGGAGACAUGAUAGAAUGAUUGAUGGAUGAUCAUGAUAUAAGAAUUUCAGAAUUACAUACCUACAAUGAUUACUGCUGAGGUGUGGUUUAUCUUCUCCUUUGUUUCUUCAUUUCAUCAUCGUUCAUCAAAAACUAUACUCAGCAUUUAUACUUGACUGCUUGUAGUAGUGUAGGGUAAGGUUAUUGAUGUGUCCUGAGUAACUAUCAUUAGUAAUAUGUUGAAAUGUAGAUUAAUGUUCCAUCC
Messenger RNA from Macadamia integrifolia, 1959 nucleotides. Its product is annotated as WD repeat-containing protein LWD1. NCBI's taxonomy places the organism in Eukaryota, Viridiplantae, Streptophyta, Magnoliopsida, Proteales, Proteaceae. Bases 558 to 1598 code for a protein of 346 amino acids. Gene Ontology annotation, cellular component: nucleus. Gene Ontology annotation, molecular function: protein binding. The transcript has a single exon. The record is from RefSeq and is a predicted model, not a curated record.